Dendroctonus ponderosae (mountain pine beetle) is the source of this 1613-nucleotide messenger RNA. Its product is annotated as hexokinase type 2-like. The transcript has 4 exons. Lineage: Eukaryota; Metazoa; Arthropoda; Insecta; Coleoptera; Curculionidae. Gene Ontology annotation, biological process: glycolytic process; intracellular glucose homeostasis; glucose 6-phosphate metabolic process. Bases 121 to 1539 code for a protein of 472 amino acids. The record is from RefSeq and is a predicted model, not a curated record. Gene Ontology annotation, molecular function: D-glucose binding; mannokinase activity; glucokinase activity. Gene Ontology annotation, cellular component: cytosol; mitochondrion.
CGGACGCAAUAACAAUAACAAACUCUCGGCCGAACCACCUGCAUUUGGGCCUGACAGUGUGCGAAAAUGUCAAAAAACUAACAAAAAAGUGCGCAAAAUUCCAGUGAUUUUCCAGUGAAGAUGAGCUGCCCCAGUAAAAUUUGCAACCCGCCCGCUGCAGGCGCCGACGAUGGAUGGGUGGAGGAAAAGGCGUCCCCCGAAAUCAAAGAGGCGAUGAAACCCUUUGCUCUGGAUGAGGCGACUUUGAGGAAAACCAUGGCCCUUUUCCUCGACAACAUUGAGCGAGGUUUGAAAAAAGCCACUCAUGAUGAGGCCACGGUGAAAUGCUUCCCCACCUACGUGCAGGACUUGCCCCAAGGGACGGAAAAGGGAAAAUUCCUGGCCCUUGAUCUGGGAGGCACCAACUUCCGCGUGCUGCUAGUCGAGCUGGACAUCGGCAAAUGCGACUUGCAGUCGGACAUCUACGCCGUUCCCCACGAUGUAAUGCUUGGCACUGGUGAGCAGCUCUUCGACCACAUCGCAGCCAGCUUAGCUGACUUCGUCACCAAGCAUCAGCUGGAGGCUGAGGUGCUUCCUUUGGGCUUCACCUUCAGCUUUCCAUUGGUGCAGAAGGGCCUGCGCUCGGGCCUUUUGGUCCGCUGGACCAAAGGCUUCAACAUCCCGGAAGUGCUGGGGGGCGAUGUGGUGCAAUGGCUCCAAGAGGCCUUGGAGAGGCGCGGCGACAUCAAGAUUGAUGUUUGCGCCAUUCUGAACGACACCACGGGAACCUUGAUGUCGUGCGCCUGGAAGAACCCGGAAUGCCGCAUCGGGCUGAUCAUCGGAACCGGCCAUAACGGGUGCUACCUGGAGGCGCAAGCCAACGCCGAACUGUUCGACGAACCCGAUAUGGGUUCGGGCAAAGUCAUCAUCAACUUGGAGGCGGCUGCUUUUGGGGACGAUGGCUGCUUGGAGUACAUGUUGACUGAUGUGGAUAAGCUGGUGGAUGGCGACAGCAUCAAUCCUGGAAAGCAGAUCUACGAGAAACUGAUAUCUGGCAUGUAUUUGGGGGAAGUGGCGCGUUUGUACGUGCAAAGGUUCAUAGAAGGCGACCUGAUGUUCGGGGGCAAUCACGCCGAGGUUUUCCAGACCAAGGAGGUGUUUGAGACCGCGAUGAUAUCAGACGUAGAGUCCGAUCCUGCAGGGUCGUUCCAGAAGACCCAGGAGGUUCUGCAGAAGCUAGGUAUCCCGGAUGCUUCAGAGCAGGACAUGAUCAACUUGAGGUUCAUCUGCCAGUCGAUCUCCAGGCGAUCUGCCCAUUUGACUGCAGCCACCGCUUGUGUGCUGACCAAGAAAGUCAAUGAGCCGAAAAUCGUCAUUGGGAUUGAUGGAUCUGUUUAUAAGUUUCAUCCGCACUUCAGGAAGUUGAUGAAGGCGAAAAUGCAGGAACUCAUGGAACCCGGCUUUGAGUUUGACCUGAUGCUGUCUGAAGAUGGAAGCGGCAGAGGGGCGGCCCUGGUGGCGGCGAUGGCGGCAAUGAGAAUGAAGGACCAAGAGGCUUAGUAACAAGCUGUAACAAGCCGGAAGAUUUUGCUUUGUUGGCGCCCUUAAACGUGAAUAGAAACGUGUUCUCUUUG